Molecule: messenger RNA, 6544 nt
Organism: Spea bombifrons (plains spadefoot toad)
Lineage: Eukaryota; Metazoa; Chordata; Amphibia; Anura; Pelobatidae
Gene: TECTA
Product: tectorin alpha
Exons: 23
Coding region: 1-6435 (2144 amino acids)
Biological process (GO): cell-matrix adhesion
Molecular function (GO): protein binding
Source: RefSeq, a predicted model, not a curated record
AUGAACUGUCCGUCUCUGUUAGGAGUCUGGUGUACUCUUAUCUUUCUGCAAGCUCAGUCCAUGGAAAUAUUAUACCCCUUCUGGCAGAAUGAUACAAAAACACCAAAGGUCGAUGAUGGAAGCUCAGCUGAAAUUAAAUUGUCUAUUCCUUUUAUAUUCUUUGGAGUUCCUUAUAGAGCACUAUAUGUUAACAACAAUGGAGUGAUUUCAUUUAAUGUUCUUGUCAGCCAGUUCACUCCAGAAGCAUUCCCUCUGUCAGAUGGUCGUGCUUUUAUUGCGCCAUUCUGGGCUGAUGUUCAUAAUGGAAUAAGAGGGGAGAUCUACUACAGGGAGACCACAGACCCUGAUAUUCUAAAGAAAACAUCCAAGGAAAUCAGGAAGCACUUCAAAAAUGUGCUGUUUUUCUCGGCAACCUGGGUUUUUAUUGUCACAUGGGAUGAAGUUACCUUCUAUGGAGGAAGCAGUACUACUCCUGUGAAUACCUUUCAAGCUCUGCUGAUAUCAGAUGGAAUAUCAAGCUUUGCUAUGUUCAAUUAUGCAGAGAUCACUUGGACAACAGGGACGGCAAGUGGAGGAGACCCUCUUACUGGUCUUGGUGGAGUAAUGGCUCAGGCUGGAUUUAAUGGUGGAAAUAGCACCAAUUUCUUCAGUGUACCUGGUUCCAGGUCUCCUGAAAUAGUCAAUAUUGAAGAAACUACAAAUGUAAAUGUUCCUGGACGUUGGCUUUUCAAAAUAGAUGGGAAAGAGAUUGACCCAGCUAAUGGUUGCAGCUUAAAAGGGCAAUUCUUACGUCAAGGAGAGCUGUUUUGGGAAAAUGGAAAUUGCUCAACAAGAUGUCGUUGUCUGGAUUUUAACAACGAGAUAUCGUGUCAAGAAUUUGUUUGUGGACCGUAUGAAGUCUGUGAACCAAAGGAUAAUUUUUUCCAGUGUCUUUCUGUAGAGAGCAGCACCUGUGUGGUUUUUGGAGACCCUCAUUACCACACUUUUGAUGGACUUCUCUUCCAUUUCCAGGGAUCUUGUUCUUAUCUCCUUGCUAGGAAUUGUUGGCCUGGAAGUCCGCUUCCAUUUUUCACAGUAGAAGCUAAAAAUGAAAACCGUGGAGGGUCAUCUGUAUCAUGGAUAAAGGAAAUUACUUUAGAAGUCUAUUCUCAUACUAUUGUUAUUCCCAAAAAUAGUUUUGCAAAAGUUAAGGUAAAUGAUUUGAUAUUUUCCCUCCCAAUAACUCUGGACUAUGGAGCCAUCAAAAUAUAUCAAAGUGGAUUAUCAACAGCUGUGGAAACAGAUUUUGGCCUAUUGGUGAUGUUUGAUGGGGAGCAUUAUGCUUCCAUAUCAGUGCCAGGGACCUACAUUAACUCUACUUGUGGCAUGUGUGGCAAUUAUAACAAGAAUCCUCAGGAUGACACACUCCGGUCAGAUGGGAGACCAGCUAUGUCCGUUUUAGAUUUAGGAGAGAGUUGGAGAGUAUACCAUCCAGACUGGAGGUGCUCUUCUGGGUGUCUAGACAACUGCAGUUUAUGUGAUGCAUCUUUGGAAUCACUGUACUUUUCCACAGAAUACUGUGGUUUUAUAAACAUGACUGGUGGUCCACUAUGGGAAUGCAGUACUGUUGUGGAUCCUACUGCCUUUGUCCACAGCUGUGUUUAUGAUCUUUGUGGUGCCAAGGACAACGGCACAAACCUUUGUCAAGCUAUCCAGGCAUAUGCACUUGUUUGUCAAGCUCUAGGAAUUCCACUAGGUGAUUGGAGGACUCAGACUGGCUGUGCAUCAGCUGUUCAGUGCCCAGAGUUCAGCCAGUACUCGGUAUGCACCAGCAGUUGCCCAGCCACUUGUUCUGAUCUUACAGCCCCCUUCUUCUGCAGCAGCCCUUGUACAGAAGGUUGUGAGUGUGAUGAAGGUUAUGUUUUCAGUGCAGAUUUGUGCGUCCCAUUAAGUAAAUGUGGUUGUGAGGUGGAUGGCAAGUACUAUGUGGCAGGUGAUUCAUUCUGGGCAAGUGCAGACUGUACUGUGGAAUGCUGGUGUGAAGAUGGUGGAGAUGUGUCAUGCUUUAACACCACCUGCAGUGAGGGUGAGAUAUGUUCUGUGGAAAAUGGAUACCAGGGAUGCUAUCCUAAAAGGGAAAGUGUUUGCCUGGUUAGCCAGAGUCAAGUGAUAAGCACAUUUGACUCAGUAACUUUUCCCUUCCCCCUGGAUUAUUCUUAUACUUUACUAAAAACAUGCUCAGAGAGAGCCGAAUUCAUUGAAGUUGACAUCAGCAAGAAGAAACCAGACUCAAAUGCCAAUUGGCUAAGACCUUUGAGAAUCCAAGUGGCCAAGCAAGAGAUUAGAAUUGGUGGGGCCAGCACUUCUGAGAUUAAGGUAAAUGGAUUUGAAGUUGAAUUGCCCUUCUAUUUGCCAUCUGGUGACUUAGAAAUUUACCGUAACAGAAAUGGGACAGUGAUUGAAUCUGAGGGUCAGGUUAAAAUCCAAUAUUCUGACCAGGGCCUGAUUCAAAUAACACUUUCUACUCUUUACUAUAAUUGCACUGGGGGCCUUUGUGGCUACUUUAAUGGGAAUGAGGAAGACGAGUUCUGCUUCCCAAAUGGAAAAUGCACAGAUAAUGUGGCAGUGUUUUUGGAAAGCUGGACCACAUUUGAUGAGAUAUGCAAUGGAGAAUGCGGAGAUUUACUAAAAGCAUGCAAUAAUGACUCUGAACUGCUAAAAUAUUACAAAAGCAGGUCCAAAUGUGGAAUAAUUAACGAUCCUAGCAACAGUUCAUUUCUAGACUGCCAUUCUGUAGUUAAUGUAUCUGCCUACUAUAGGACCUGCCUUUUCCUCCUAUGUCAAAGUGGAGGAAACCAGACAGAACUUUGUGAUUCAGUCAGUCGCUAUGCAAUGGCUUGUCAAAAUGCUGCAGUAGAUGUUGGUCAGUGGAGGAGUCAACAUUUUUGCCCACUGGAGUGUCCUGAAAAUAGCCACUUCGAAGAAUGCAUAACAUGUUCGGAAGCUUGUGAUACACUUGCCUCAGGUCCUGUGUGUGUUGAUAGCUGCACUGAGGGAUGCCGUUGUGAUGAAGGAUUUGCCUUGCAGGGUACUUUGUGCGUCACAAAGAGUGAAUGUGGCUGCAAUUUUGAAGGUCACCAAGUUUCCACCAAUGAGACUUUCUGGGUUGACAUGGAUUGUAAAUCACUUUGUUACUGUAAUGGGUCAGACAACAGUGUAUACUGUGAAAGCUCCCCUUGUAAGGAUGAUGAAUACUGUAUGGAAGUCAAUGGCUUGUAUUACUGCCAACCACGUACAGAUGCAUCAUGCAUUGUCUCAGGGUAUGGUCACUAUCUGACUUUCGAUGGCUUUCCGUUUGAUUUCCAAAGCAGUUGCUCUCUAAUCCUCUGCACUACAGUGAAUAACUUCAAGGCAGAUUCCUUCCCCAAAUUUACUGUAACUGCAAAAAAUGAAGACAGAGACCCAUCUUUGGCAUUGUGGGUAAAGCAAGUGGAAGUAGAAGUUUUUAAUUACAAUAUUGUCAUCUAUCGGGCAUACAAGCACACUGUUUUGGUGAACAAUGAAAGACUAUACCUGCCUUUGAAGUUGGGCCAUGGAAAGGUUAAUAUUUUUGCAUUUGGCUUUCACAUUGUUGUAGAAACAGAAUUUGGACUAAAGGUGGUAUAUGACUGGAAAACAUUCCUAUCUGUGACCAUCCCACGGCAUAUGCAAAACAGCACGUAUGGCCUAUGUGGGAGGUACAAUGGAAAUCUUGAGGACGACUUACAGACAUCCAGUGGUUUCAUUAGCAUGGAUGUCAAUGAGUUUGGCCACAGUUGGGUGAAGAGAGAUACAUUUUGUCAGGUUGGUUGUGGAGAUAGAUGUCCAACAUGCACUAAAGUUGAUGGAUUUUGGAAAGCUCAACAGCUCUGCAGCUUUAUCCCAAACAGAAACAGUGUUUUUGCAAAGUGCCACAGCAAAGUAAAUCCCAGUUUCUUCUACAAGAACUGCCUGUUUGAUUCAUGUAUUGAUGGAGGUGUUGUGCAGACUCCCUGUAGCUGGUUACAGAACUAUGCAAGCACAUGCCAGACUCAAGGAAUUGCUGUUACUGGAUGGAGAAACUUCACAUCCUGCUAUGUGACCUGUCCUCCCUACAGUCACUAUGAUAGCUGUGUGAGUGUGUGCCAGCCAAGAUGUGCCGCCAUCCGACUGAAAAGUGAUUGUAAUCACUACUGUGUGGAGGGUUGCCAGUGUGACCCAGGAUAUGUACUAAAUGGAAAGAGUUGCAUUCUACCUCACAACUGUGGUUGUUAUGCUGAUGGCAAAUACUAUGAGCCCAAACAGUUGUUCUGGAACAGUGACUGUACUAGGCGUUGCAGAUGUUUUGGACGAAACCUCAUCCAAUGUGACCCACGACACUGCAAAUCAGAUGAGGAGUGUGCACUCAGAAAUGGAGUACGGGGCUGCUUCAGUAAGAAGAGCUCUUACUGCAUUGCUGCAGGAGGAGGUGUCUUUCGGACGUUUGAUGGAGCUUUUCUUCGUUUCCCAGCUAACUGUGCCUUUGUAUUGUCCACAAUUUGCCAGAAACUCCCAGAUAUUUCCUUUCAGCUCAUCAUCAACUUUGAUAAGUGGUCCUCUCCCAAUUUGACUGUCAUCUCGCCUGUUUACUUUUAUAUAAACGAAGAGCAAAUCCUUAUUAAUGACCGCAAUACUGUGAAGGUAAAUGGUACACAAGUUACUGUCCCAUUUGUCACUGGAUUGUCAACUAAGAUUUACAGCAUGGAAGGAUUUUUGGUGAUAGACACUAGUCCAGACAUUCAAAUUCAUUAUAAUGGUUUCAACGUUAUCAAAAUCAGCAUCAGUGAGAGACUUCAAAACAAAGUUUGUGGUCUUUGUGGCAAUUUUAAUGGAGAUUUAACUGAUGAUUAUGUGACACUUCGUGGAAAACCAGUAGUGAGCAGUGUUGUGUUAGCACAGAGCUGGAAAACCAAUGGAAUGCAAAAGAGCUGUAAUGAGUUGCAGUAUUCACAAUAUGCUUCCACGUGUGAUAAUGUCCAAAUCCAGAAGCUCCAGAGUGAUGGAUACUGCUUAAAGCUUACAGAUAUGAAGGGAUUUUUUCAGCCAUGUUAUGGACUACUUGACCCUGUUCCGUUCUAUGAGUCUUGUUUCCUGGAUGGUUGCUACAAUAACAAAAAGUUCCAGCUAUGCGGCUCUUUAGCUGCAUAUGGAGAAGCUUGCAGAUCGUUUGGUAUUCUCAGCACUGAAUGGAUUGAGAAGGAGAAUUGCUCAGGAGUUAUUGAAGACCCAUGUGUUGGUACAGACUGUCCCAACAGGAGCUGUGAGGUGGACAAUGGAGGAGAACUUUGUGGAUGCAUGGAACCACCUGCAUAUGGAAAUGACACGCAUGACAUUAUUGAUGCAGAGGUGACUUGCAAAGCUGCCCAGAUGGAGGUGUCCAUCUCUAAAUGCAAACUAUUUCAGCUUGGCUUUGAAAGAGAAGGAGUGCGAAUCAAUGACAGGCACUGCCCAGGAAUUGAGGGUGAAGAUUUCAUUUCUUUUCAGAUAAACAACACCAAAGGAAACUGUGGAAAUAUUGUUCAGUCUAAUGGCACUCACAUAAUGUACAAAAACACAGUGUGGAUAGAAAGUGCAAACAACACUGGUAACAUAAUUACACGAGAUCGGACCAUCAAUGUGGAGUUCUCAUGUGCAUAUGAACUGGAUAUCAAGAUCUCAUUGGAUUCUGUUAUAAGGCCAAUGCUAAGUGUUAUUAACCUCACUGUUCCAACACAAGAGGGAAGCUUCACCACAAAGAUGGCUCUCUACAAGAAUGCAUCUUAUAAGCACCCAUACCGCCAAGGAGAGGUGGUGCUCACCACUCGGGAUGUGCUGUUUGUUGGGGUGUUUGUGGUUGGAGCAGACUCUACUCACUUAAUCCUAAUCCUGAACAAAUGCUAUGCAACUCCUUCAAGAGACAGCAAUGACAAGCUGCGAUACUUCAUCAUCGAAGGAGGGUGUCCAAACAACAAAGACAAUACCAUUGGAAUAGAAGAGAAUGGGAUCUCUCUCACAUGUCGUUUUCAUGUCACAGUCUUUAAAUUCAUAGGGGACUAUGAUGAGGUUCACCUACACUGUGCUGUCUCUUUGUGUGACUCUGAAAAAUACUCCUGCAAAAUUAACUGUCCACAGAAUUCCAGGAGUGGCACUGAUCAUGUCCAGGAUUCAAAGGAACAAAUUAUUUCUGUGGGCCCAAUUAGGAGGAAACGUUUAGACUGGUGUGAGGACAAUGGGGGAUGUGAGCAAAUUUGUACAAGCAGAUUAGAUGGACCAUUGUGUAGCUGUGUAACAGGGACACUGCAGGAGGAUGGUCGAAGCUGUAGAGUGACUAGUUCUUCGGCAGAACAUCAUGACUGGCUGGUUUCUUUUAUCCUAAGUCAGAUAUCUAUGUGGAUUUUAAUUUUGAAAACAAAGCAAUAAAAAGAUUAUUUUGAUGAAGUAUCCAAUCUCAUUUUACAGGAAUAUAUAGCACAGGGGCCAAAACUUUGCAAGUUCAAAUGAGACGAGGAAUAAAAUUCAUAUUUAAUUA